Colletotrichum godetiae is the source of this 1131-nucleotide messenger RNA. RefSeq names its product endochitinase. Gene Ontology annotation, biological process: chitin catabolic process; carbohydrate metabolic process. The record is from RefSeq and is a predicted model, not a curated record. The transcript is spliced from 3 exons. Lineage: Eukaryota; Fungi; Ascomycota; Sordariomycetes; Glomerellales; Glomerellaceae. Gene Ontology annotation, cellular component: extracellular region. Gene Ontology annotation, molecular function: chitinase activity; chitin binding. Bases 1 to 1131 code for a protein of 376 amino acids.
AUGCUACCAGUCUCUACAAUAACGCACAUUCUGUACGCUUUUGUCAAUAUCAAACCUUCAGGAGAAGUGUUCUCCGCCGACACAUAUGCGGAUUUGGAGAUGCAUUACUCAACUGAUUCCUGGGAAGACACAGGCAUCAACGUCUACGGAUGCGUAAAGCAACUUUUUAUCUUGAAAAAGAAAAAUCGAAAGCUCAGGGUCAUGUUAAGCAUUGGAGGUGCAACUUGGUCAACCCAAUUUGCCACUGUUGCUAGUAACCCACAGAGCCGAGAGCUCUUCGCCGAAUCUUCUGUGAUAUUGAUGAAAGACUGGGGGUUUGACGGCAUUGAUAUCGACUGGGAGUCUCCUCAGGACAAGGUGGAAGCUGCAAAUUUUCUUCUCUUGCUCCAAGCCGUGCGACGUCGCCUUGAUGCCUACGCUGCGGAGCAUGCCCCCUCGUACCAUUUUCAACUCAGCAUUGCGUCGUCCGCCGGAAGUGAAAAAUACAAGAGGCUUGACCUUAGGGCCAUAUCGGAUAUCGUCGACUGUUUUUAUCUCAUGGGAUACGAUUACUCCGGGGCAUGGAGUAAUGUUACCGGGCAUCAGGCAAAUCUUUAUCCUAGCACCUUAGAAGCACAGUCGACACCUUUCUCGACAGACGUUGCUGUCUCGGACUACGUAGCCGCGGGUGUGCCUAGUCACAAGAUCAUACUGGGUAUGCCGUUGUACGGUCGAAGCUUUUACAACACCACCGGCCUAGGCCAGCCGUUUUCAACGGUUGGGGCAGGAUCAUGGGAAGCUGGCGUGUGGGACUACAAGGUUUUACCACGACCUGGAGCCCAGGAGGUUUAUGAUGCGGCCGUAGGCUCAUCGUACAGCUGGGACUCCCGUACAAGAGAACUGAUCAGUUACGAUAGUCCAUCGUCAGUACGACACAAAGCUGCUUUCAUCAAAUCGAAGGGCUUGGGCGGAGCGAUGUUUUGGGAGGUCAGUGCAGACAGAACAGGCAACGCUAGUCUUGUCAAAACGAGCUAUGACUGUCUCACUAAAAACGGUGGCAUUGACUCGGAAGAAAAUCUGUUGGAUUAUGCCAACAGUCAAUACGCCAACCUCGCAGGCGGAAUAGUAACCGGUUCCGCGCGCGGUACAUAG